Molecule: messenger RNA, 1152 nt
Organism: Plasmodium fragile
Lineage: Eukaryota; Apicomplexa; Aconoidasida; Haemosporida; Plasmodiidae
Exons: 3
Coding region: 1-1152 (383 amino acids)
Molecular function (GO): protein binding
Source: RefSeq, a predicted model, not a curated record
AUGAAUGUAAAAACAUCAGAAGAUGUUUACAAUUUUGCGAAAGACUGUUUAAAAAUAAAAGAAGAAAUAGAUAAUAGCACAAAGCAGAUCCCCAAAAAGGAAAAAAAAAAAAACUCAUGUCAAUGGAAGAAUAAUAUAUCCAAGUACAACUCUGAUUAUUCAAAGUUUGAAAGAUGCCUUAAAGAAAUUGAAGAAAAUGACGAACUGGAGGAGGAGCAGAAGCAGAAGCAGGAAAACAAACAACACUUGCUAAAUAGUAGAAACCCCUGUACGCAUGACCAUUCCAAGGAAAGACAAUUAUAUGAAAAAGAAUCCAAAGAGAAAAUAAAAGCCUCGAACACUUUUAAUGAAGAAGGGAAGAAAGCGUUUUACGAAAAAAAUUACAAACUCGCUUGCGUUUACUUUCGAAAGGGGCUCAUACAGUUGGAUUAUUCCUUCCCCGACUCAGAGGAAGAGCAGUAUGAACAGAACAGACUCGAAAUUAACUUACAUUUGAACUUAGCCAUAACGAAGUUUCACAUGUCCAACUAUCACGAAUGCAUCAGUGAAUGCUCCACGGUUCUCAACCUCGACAAGAACAACGUAAAGGCGCACUACCGAAAGGGACAUGCCUACAUGAGCCUGCACAUGUAUAGCGAAGCAAAGGAGGAAUUCUUAAAGGCGCUAGAAAUGAACCCCACAGAUAAUGACGUCAAAAGGUCCCUACUGACUUUGAAGAACAAAAUGGUCAAUUAUUCCAAGAAGGAAAAAUUAGUGUGCUCUAAGUUUUUCCCUUCCAGUGUAAAGGAAGACAAGAACGAAAACGACAACUUGGCGAUGGGGAAAAAGGGACCCAACAAUACCAACGCAACGGAUCCACCAAAUCAUGAUGGUGAUAACAUACAAAAUUCUGACGCAGGUAAAAGUAUACCUAUAAUGACCGCACAGAAUGAUCACACGAAAGAAUUUCAAAAGAAAAGCGUCACUACUAGCAACAUGAUACUAAAUUGGGGGGAGGAACAGAACCCUUGCGGUUUUGCCAACAGAAGGAAAGAAUACAUCCCAACUUUUGCAUCAAAUGGGUCGAAUUUUUUUAAAAACUCUUCUCCAAUUUUCUUAUUAAACAACAUAUUUUUAUAUCUCCUGGCUGUUACCUCUUUGCACUACAUUUAG